This is a messenger RNA of Laetiporus sulphureus 93-53, 489 nucleotides long. RefSeq lists its product as uncharacterized. Bases 65 to 271 code for a protein of 68 amino acids. NCBI's taxonomy places the organism in Eukaryota, Fungi, Basidiomycota, Agaricomycetes, Polyporales, Laetiporaceae. The transcript has a single exon. The record is from RefSeq and is a predicted model, not a curated record.
CGAGGGCGGAAGGCGAACAGUUCUCGCACAUGUUCAGGCGAGUCAAGCGGCAUUUCACUGUCUAAUGUGUGCGGCCGUGGCAGUUGAUCUACGGGCACAGAGACCGUACACAUCACGCCAGUAUGGCAUCUCACACAACGUCAAGGCGAACUUCACGAUCACCUUUGGCGAGAGGAACGGCAAGUUGGUGAUGCAGGUGACUGCUGGCGGGUACAUGUAUGUACCUGUUGCAGUGUCGACUGCAAGAGUGAGCGGACACGGGCUUGGCUAGCGUGAGUGGUAUUGGCGAAGCCGUACUUUGUUCUAUCAAUUGCUGAAGGUUUUGUAUCGUGAGGCUCACUCACGGGCGUGCAUCGCUGAGUCGACCCGCAAGGUGAGUCGCGCGUUUUUCUAGCAUUCAUGUCCGUCUCUGACGCUCUAAGCUCUAACCUUUGAACACAGUUCACAUUACGUCUGCUGUUCAAUGGUCCAUGGUAUCUGGCAUCCUCU